This is a messenger RNA of Alternaria burnsii, 1701 nucleotides long. RefSeq names its product kinase-like protein. The record is from RefSeq and is a predicted model, not a curated record. Gene Ontology annotation, molecular function: ATP binding; protein serine/threonine kinase activity. Gene Ontology annotation, biological process: peptidyl-serine phosphorylation; intracellular signal transduction. The coding region runs from base 1 to 1701 and encodes 566 amino acids. NCBI's taxonomy places the organism in Eukaryota, Fungi, Ascomycota, Dothideomycetes, Pleosporales, Pleosporaceae. The transcript is spliced from 5 exons.
AUGGGUCAGAGCAACGGCAAGCCCGUCGUCUUCACCGACCAAGUAAACCUCAACCACUUCCGACUGCUGCGAGUUGUUGGCAAGGGCGCAUUCGGCAAGGUGCGCAUCGUCGAGCGGAAAGACACGGGCCUCACUUUUGCGCUCAAGUACAUCCGGAAAGAUGAAGUGGUACGCUCCGAGAGUGUUCGCAACAUCAUUCGAGAGCGGCGCAUGCUCGAGCACUUGAACCACCCCUUCCUCUGCAACUUGCGCUACAGUUUCCAAGAUAUCGAGUAUCUAUACAUUGUGGUCGACUUAAUGAACGGCGGCGAUCUACGCUUCCACAUCUCGCGAAAGACGUUUACGGAAGAAGCAGUGCGCUUCUGGAUAGCCCAGCUGGGUUGCGCCGUGCGCUACAUCCACCAGCAGGGCAUCGUGCACAGGGACAUCAAGCCAGACAACGUGCUGUUGGAUUCCGAGGGCCAUGUCCAUCUGGCAGACUUUAACGUCGCCUCCGACUUCACGCCCCACAAGCCGCUGACGAGCAAGUCUGGCACGCUCGCCUACCUGGCUCCCGAAGUGUACGAAGGCAAAGGAUACUCGUGCGAAGUCGACUGGUGGUCACUGGGUGUGCUCUUCUACGAGUGCAUCUACAACAAGCGCCCCUUUGAGGCCAGCAGCCACGACUCGCUCGCCGCCAAGAUCUCCAAAGGAGAGCCCACGUAUCCUGUUACCAGCCCGCCUGUGUCGAUGCCCUGUCUGCAUGCCAUCAGCUCGUUGCUGGAGAAGGACCGGAAGAAGCGCAUAGGCGCCAUUGGCUUCGAGUCCUUCACAGACAACCCCUUCUUCCGUCCCCUUGACUUCGUCGCCCUGGAGCGGAAGGAGAUCCCACCCGUCUUUGUCCCGUCGAGCGACAAGACCAACUUUGACGCGACCUACGAUCUAGAGGAGUUGUUAUUGGAAGAGGCACCACUGGAGGCGAGAGCGCGCAGACAGAAGCCCAGAGAAGCGCUCAAGGAUGAUGCGACCGAACAGGAGAUACGGGCAGAGGAGCUCCACAAGAUGAUUGAGACUUUGUUUGAGCCUUUCAACUACACAACGGCUGCAGACCAGCGGCCUCCAGCUGCUGUAGCAGUGGCAGAUCCCCAAGACUCGGUCGGCGGCUCAAGAGCGAGUAAUACAAGCCAGCCGGACAACGCUCCCACAUCUGCAGCAGGGCAGCAGGUAGACCCAUGGGGGCGCCCAGUCGCGCCGACCAACAAGUCCCAGGACGGCGAUCUCCAUCCUACCCGCUCCGCUACUACCGCCCGAUCAACGCAAUCGCCCAACGGCAGCCCUCCGCUUGCCACGAACAUUCUGAACCAGACCGCCAACACUGGAUCACCCACAUCGCAGCGUGGCGAGCAUGUCGAUUAUUUCCCCCAUGACGGCUCCGAGAUUCCGACGCCCUCAUUCUCCCGCCCUAUAAAUAACCGCCAGCGCGGAUCACAGCGCAGCAUCAGCACAACCGGAGGCGUACAGGUAGUUCUCAAUGAGCAUGGCUCCUGGACCGAGAUGGCUAACCAGAGUUCCGCCCUCGUACAGAAAGAUGCACACGCCGAGAAACCGUCUGGCAUGCUCGGCUUCCUCAGUCGCAAAAAGGGUCGGGACAGGAGCCCCAAGGCCAAGGAGCGCGGUGUGCUGGGCAAAGAGGGCGCCAGAGUCAUCAUCAGCAACACUUGA